CUCGUUAUACCCUCCUCUACAUCCCUGUACACCUUUCCGCCAACCUCGACAUCGACUCGACCACCUCCCCCCCCCUCUUCCCGGCGGUGGGUACCUGGACGGGCCUUCCUCACGGGCGUGCGCAUCCACUCGCUGCCUGCCGUCGCAGCGCGGCCCUGGGCAAGCCAUACCCUCGGCGGCCGCAGCUGAGCGAUGUCGUACGCCCUCAGGUCCGUCCUCAGCUUCUUCCUUGCCGCCAUCUCGGCGGCGGACCUCCCCUCUCGCCCGCGUGUUUGCCGCUUGCCGCCCGCCUGCGCGUCAACCCUGGGCCAGUUGACCCGCACGCGGCUGCCGCAGCGCAACGCCGGUGCAGCUGGGCAAGGUGAAGAGCCUGACCUCCUCCUCGUCGGCGCCCUUUCGGGUGUCGGCUUGGGGAACCGCCACAACUCGCCCAUUUCGACCUCGUUUUCCGCCGUUCUUCUUUCUAUCGACUCGACACACCUUCCUUUACUACCCUCACCUCUCCUCCCCCUCCACACCCUCCUCCACCUUCCUCCCCUUGGGCAGCGGGUAGCUGACCGGUCGACAUGGGUCUGUAGAAGGCCUCAGGCGACUUGAAAUGGAAUCUCUCUCUCUCUCUCU
This is a messenger RNA of Rhodotorula graminis WP1, 621 nucleotides long. RefSeq lists its product as uncharacterized. Lineage: Eukaryota; Fungi; Basidiomycota; Microbotryomycetes; Sporidiobolales; Sporidiobolaceae. The record is from RefSeq and is a predicted model, not a curated record. The transcript has 2 exons. Bases 193 to 597 code for a protein of 134 amino acids.